This is a messenger RNA of Menidia menidia (Atlantic silverside), 2130 nucleotides long. The record is from the annotation of a GenBank genome assembly. Lineage: Eukaryota; Metazoa; Chordata; Actinopteri; Atheriniformes; Atherinopsidae.
AUGAGGAAAGUCCAACCGUCACAGAAGAGCCGUUUUGUGGUUCUACGGUUGGGACGGAGCCGUUGGACUUCCGUCCUCCCUGAGAUUAUGGCGCCAUCUAUCGGCCGUGGCCGGAACUACACUCGUCCUGAGAUUUUACCUGGAGGCGAGGACGUCAAAGACCUCUACCAUCAGUCCUACGAGUCGGUGUGUGUGAUGUUCGCCUCCAUUCCCGACUUCAAAGAGUUCUACACCGAGUCCGACGUGAACAAGGAGGGCCUGGAGUGCCUCCGUCUCCUAAACGAGAUCAUAGCAGACUUCGAUGAGCACCCAAGACAUCCGGUCCUCGGUUGCCUAGCAACCACUAACAGCGGCGUCCUCAGGCCGGGAGUUCUCCUCCCUGUUUUUGGUCCCAGGGACUUUAGUCCCCGUUGUUUUUGGGUUGUUUUUGGGUUAUUUGACAGCAGGAUGGACCCUUUAAUGGAGACCAAACGGCCGGCCACCCUUUCGGCCUUCAGCUACGUCCCACCAAGGAGAACCGAGCCCAAAGAGCUGUCCUAUUUCAACAGAGAGUCACAGGCCCCUGAAGUCUCCACAUACGACCAGAUCUUCAACCAGGAGCAGGGGUUCGACGUGAGGCUGCGGAGGGACGACAGGAAACACUGGAGAGGCCGGGGGCUGAACAUAAACCAGGAGGAGCUGCUGACGUGCUGUGAAGAGGGUAAAGGAGAGAUAAAGGACGGCCUGGAGGUGAUGCUCAGCGUUCCCAAGAAGGCCAACGACGCCAUGCACCUCUCCAUGCUGGAAGAGUCUGAAGGCUCCGCCCCCUUUGUUUCCAGCGAAUCGGGCGAGGCCACGCUGAGGAUUGUGGGCGUGGCCUCUGAGGACGACGGCGUCUACACCUGCGUGGCCACAAACGAGCUGGGCAGCGCCGCCUGCUCCGCCAGCCUCCGGGUCCUGGCCGUGUCGGCCGACGGGGUUCGGAUCACCUGGAAGGAAAACUUUGAGGCUCAUUACAGCGAGGUGGUGGAACUGGGAAGGGGGCGCUUCUCCGUGGUGAAGCGCUGCGAGCACCGGGGGUCCCGGCGCGCGGUGGCGGUGAAACAGGUGAAGAAGAAGCUAAUGCGGCGCGAGCGCGUUAGCGAGGAGCUGCGGCUAAUGCGCCGCCUGCAGCACCGAAACAUCGCCGCCCUGCUGGACGCCUACGAGACGCACACAUGCUACGCACUCGUGCUGGAGAUGGCGGAGCAGGGCCGGCUGCUGGACUACAUCGUGAGCUGGGGGAACCUGACGGAGGAGAAGGUGGCCGGAUACCUGCGGGACGUUCUGGAAGCUUUACAGUACCUGCACAGCUGCAGGAUCGCACACCUGGACGUGAAGCCUGAGAACCUGCUGGUGUCCCUGGGCCCGGGCGGUCUUCCUGUGGUCAGGCUGUGUGACUUUGGGGACGCGGUGCAGCUGGGCGGGGCCCCCCACGUGCACGCGCUGCUGGGCAGCCCCGAGUUCGCCCCCCCGGAGCUGGUCCUGGGGGCGCCGGCGGCCCUGACCUCUGACCUCUGGGCCCUGGGCGUGGUGGCCUACGUGCUGCUGAGCGGGGCCUCGCCCUUCCUGGACGAGUCCCCCGAGGAGACCUGCCUGAACAUCGUGCGUCUGGACUUCAGCUUCCCCCCCGAGCUGUUCGGGGGGGUGAGCGGGGGGGCGCGCGGCUUCGUUAGCCUGCUGCUAAGGGCCGACCCGGGCCGCCGCCCCCCCGCCCGCCUGUGCCUGCAGGAGCCCUGGCUGCAGGGGGGGGGGCCGGAGGGGGUUGGGGGAGCGCUCCUCGGGGGACUCGAAAAACCAGACCGACGCCAGGCCCGUCGGGGGGGCGGGGGGGCUCAUACUGGACCGCCUCCAGACCCCCUGACCAGGACCCCCACAGACCCCCACAGAACCUCGGGAGGAAAACAAACCAAUGCUGAUCUCAUCCUCUUUCACCAAGACCCCUAUGGGACUCCAAAAGACCCCUUUAGGACUCGAGAAGCCCCCUUUAGGACUCGAGAAGUCCCCUUUAGUCCUGCAAGACUCCAUAAGACCCCUAUGGGACUCCAAAAGACCCCUAUAGGACUCGAGAAGCCCCCUGUAGUCCUGCAGGACUCAAGAAACCGCCUUUAG